AUGCCAAUGUGUUCAAUGAACAUGCUGUGGAAUACCCAGAUUGUUGACACUUGCAUAGUCUUUCGCAGCUGGCAUAUCAGCACCAACACGGCGUUCGUAAUCUCUUGUCUGGCUAUCGUGGCGCUCGGUGUCCUCUACGAGUAUCUCCGUGUCUUUCAAAAGCUAAUUGACACUCGCAUUGCUCUGUCCCUGGUCAAGGACAAGAGAAGCCGUAGUAGAAGUUCUAGCGGUAGAAACUCCCCUGAAAUUCCUCUGGAAGAGGAGGGCCUCUUGUCCGGUAGAGUGUUCAAGGCAAAGGUGACAGGUGUUCCGGUUCCCUUGCCUUCACGCAUUUUUCGUGCUGUUUUGUACGGAAUAUCCGUUUUCCUAUCGUUCUUCCUCAUGCUCGUUUUCAUGACUUAUAAUGCAUACCUCAUUCUUUCCGUUGUGCUGGGUGCCGCUUUAGGGCACUUUAUCUUUGGAGACAGUGUAGAUCCGGAUAGUAUUCUUAGUACAGACGGAAAGGGAAUGGCUUGUCAUUGA
Messenger RNA from Lentinula edodes (shiitake mushroom), 522 nucleotides. Its product is annotated as Ctr copper transporter. Gene Ontology annotation, biological process: copper ion transmembrane transport. The transcript is spliced from 4 exons. Lineage: Eukaryota; Fungi; Basidiomycota; Agaricomycetes; Agaricales; Omphalotaceae. Gene Ontology annotation, cellular component: membrane. Gene Ontology annotation, molecular function: copper ion transmembrane transporter activity. The record is from RefSeq and is a predicted model, not a curated record. The coding region runs from base 1 to 522 and encodes 173 amino acids.